This is a messenger RNA of Malassezia pachydermatis, 1218 nucleotides long. Its product is annotated as elongation factor 1-gamma. Gene Ontology annotation, biological process: translational elongation. The record is from RefSeq and is a predicted model, not a curated record. Gene Ontology annotation, molecular function: translation elongation factor activity. Gene Ontology annotation, cellular component: nucleus; cytoplasm. The transcript has 2 exons. NCBI's taxonomy places the organism in Eukaryota, Fungi, Basidiomycota, Malasseziomycetes, Malasseziales, Malasseziaceae. Bases 1 to 1218 code for a protein of 405 amino acids.
AUGGCUAGCAUCGGUACUUUGUACGGCCCUCCUCAGGGUGCUAAGGUUACGCGUGUCCUGGCGGCCGCGAAGGUGAAUGGCCUGCAGAUCGACUUCGAGCCGACUCUGCCGGUUGUGGACUCGCACAAGCCUGAGUUCACGGCCAAAUUCCCUCUGGGUAAGGUCCCCGUGUUUGAGGGCUCGGAUGGUCUCAUCCUCACCGAGUCGCGCGCGAUCCUGCGUUAUGUGGCCGGUCUCUCGGACAAUGCCAAGCUCCUGGGCUCGGACCGUCACUCGUCAGCCCUGGUCGACCAGUGGAUCAACUUUGCCGACGACCAGAUCUUCAACAACGUUGUGGUGCUCUUCAAGAUGUUCAACCACUUGGUGCCCUACAACAAGGUGUACGAGCAGGGUGCGUGGGCCGAGAUUGAGAAGGGUCUUGGUGUGCUGGAGACCCACCUCGUGGUGCAGACCUACGCCGUGGGCCACCGCCUCACCGCGGCUGACUUGGCCCUGGCUUCGACCCUGGGUAACCUUUUCAUCCGCUUUGCUGGUCCUGAAAUCCGCGACAAGUUCCCCAACGUGAAGCGCUUCUACCAGACGAUUGUGAACCAGAAGGUGUUGGCUGGUGUGUACUCGGGCGAGUUUGCCACGGAGACGGCCAAGUACGUCCCUCCGAAGAAGGAGGAGAAGCCCAAGAAGGAGAAGCCCAAGGCGGCGGAGCCUUCGAACUCGGACCUGCAGGAUGCUAAGCCUGAGAAGGCGAAGAACCCGCUGGAUGAUCUGCCCAAGUCGAGCUUCAUUCUCGACGAGUGGAAGCGUGUGUACUCGAACGAGGACACUCGCUCGAAGGCUCUCCCGUGGUUCUACGAGCACUUCGACUGGGACGGCUACAGCGUGUGGCGCUUCGACUUCAAGUACAACGACGAGCUGACGCAGAUCUUCAUGAGCGCCAACCAGAUUGGUGGCUUCUUCACCCGUCUCGAGGCCAGCCGCAAGUACGUCAUGGGCACGGCCGGUGUGUUUGGUAAGCCGAACGACAGCCUGAUCUCGGGUGUGGUCAUUUGCCGCGGCAAGGACUACGAGCCUGUGCUCAGCGUUGCGCCGGAUCUGGACAGCUACACUGUCACCCCGCUUGACCUCAAGAAGGAGGAGGACAAGAAGUUCUUCGAGGACAUGCUGGCGUGGGAGGCUGUGAUUGACGGCAAGGAGUGGGCUGACGGUAAGAUGCUCAAGUAA